Messenger RNA from Corylus avellana, 1090 nucleotides. Lineage: Eukaryota; Viridiplantae; Streptophyta; Magnoliopsida; Fagales; Betulaceae. The record is from RefSeq and is a predicted model, not a curated record.
ACCCAGUGUCAUGCUUACGGCUUAUUAGGGUUUUUGCUUUCAGCAUUGGCUCCCCUCUCUAAUUCACUCCCAUUCAAUCCUCACAACAAGCGCCAUGGCUUUAACUCUAAUCGAACCCACAAAUUCCACAACUGAACAAAACCGUAACUGUCCCAUUACAGGCAAAAACUACGAGCUCAAGUUAAACGAGUCAAUACGAAACCUCUUAGCCGAAACCCACAAAGAAGCCCCCAAUUUCUCACAUUUUAUUCAUGUAUUCCGCGAAUUAAUGCAAACCCAGUAUGACCCAUCUCUCGAAUCUAUCUGGGUCUACGCCGGAUUAACCUUCCGUAGCCGGAAUUUACCGAAAGAUGACCUUUUGGAUCGGAUUUCUGCCUCAAAGGACCUGUUUCAAUUGGUAUCGGCGUGUUCUGUUUCGUGUGGUGCUUCGAAGAGCAUAGCAUUGCUCGCUCCGGUGGUGUUCGAGGUGUACAGGGUGGUGGUUGAGUUACUUGGAAAGGACUCGGCUUUGAAGAGGGAGAGGAAGGCAAUGAGGGAGGCUAAGUCUUUGGUGGAAGCCAUUCUUGGGUACAUAAAUGUGUGUUGCUGUAAGGAUGAUGGUGAGCAAUGUGGUUCGAAUAUGAUGACUCCUUUUGCGGAUUUAGUUCGCAUUUGGAUCGAUUCGAAUGGCGGAGUAGAGUCUUUCUUGCCGCUUGUGAGCGGUGAAGUUUGUGAAAGGCUUAGUGUAGGAGGAUGUGGUGUUGGUCACUUGGCUGGAGUUGUCAUUGCAGAGGUGUUUCUGUUGGAACUGUGCUUGAGAUUCCGUGCUGGGAUUGUGAGGGAAGAGUUGGAGAAGGAGCUGAGGAGUUGGGCUGUUGGUUCAAUUACUGGCUUGGGGAACUUUUACUUUUUCGAGACCCUUGUCCGAAUGCUGCUGGAGGCGGUUUUACCUGUGACUUCCCUACUGGUUAGCAUGUCUUUCUUUUGAAUGCUUAAUCUGUUAAUAUGUAUUCCCUACAAUCGGUAUGUUUUCUCGCUUCCUAGGUGCUUCCACGAAUGUGAGUGCAGUACACUUGUCAAACUAUGUAUGCAAAUUGUUUAAGUGGUUCUA